UUCCAACAGUAUUAUUAUUACCUCUGGGAUUGUCUAUUAAUAACACGUGAGAAUGCAUUAUGCGGUCAAAUCUACAUAUGCAUUCCUCUAAACAUGUCUCUCGUGUGUCAUCUUAGUAAUAACAUAUACAUUAAUUCGAAGGAGUUUAUUUACUAGUUAAACGGGAGUUAAAUGGGCUUUAAGACCAAGGAUUAUCCCAUUUGAAUAAAAAAAGAAACUUUUUGAUUUACUAAUAGGAUAUCACAAAUCAUGUAUGUAAAGAAUUAAAACAAUUAAAUAUCAACUUUGUAAUCUCUACUCAUAUGGAUAGAUUUAAACAUGGAAAGUGUAAUCAAAGUUUCAUUCUUUAAAAAGUAACAGUAAUCAACGACUCACUUCUAUAACCGAAACAACCCAUAACACAAUAAACACCAUGUACCAUGUACAUUUGUGUAUAUUUCUCACAUUAAUUUUUGGAUAUCUACGCGAUACAAUUACGCUUGGUUGCAAUUCACGGCUGUUGGCAGAUCGUGCUAUGGUUCCUGAUACUUCAUUUCAGCAUUCUAGUGCUGCAACAAUACAGCAUGGAGCAUCAGCUGCUCGUGAAGACCCAAACGAUCCCAGUCUUCAAGAACGCGCUUGGUGCCCAGAUGCUAAAGUUGGUACAGAACUUCGUGAAUUCAUGGAAAUUGAUCUAGGUCGCCAAAGUAUUAUCAAACUGAUUAUAACUAAAGGUCGUGUGGCCCAAAGUAAAGGUAGACAGACAACACCUUAUUUCUACGUAAAAUAUCGUCGUGAAUUGACUAGCACAUGGUUUGAUUACGAAAAAGAAAAUGGGACUAAGCGCUUAGCUGGGAAUCAAGACGCUAUGACAGAAAAUUUCAAUACAAUGGAUCCACCAUUCGUAGCACGUUAUGUGCGUAUCUAUCCAUUCAGCUUGGAGCCAACAAAAACGUGUUUGAAGUUGGAGUUAUUAGGCUGUGAAGCGAGUGGAAUCGUAGAGUACAAAGCGCCCGAAGGAGCACUAUUGCCAGAAACUAUUUCUCCAAGUCAUCAGAUGUAUAGAAACAAUCCUUCUAAUGAACGUACUCGCCUGUUGGAUACAACAUAUGAUUUGAAAUCACAUAAAUUUCGCAUUUUUGACAGUAUUCAUAAGGAUUUUAGUGAUGAGAAAACAUUUCAAACAAUCAUAGAAGGUGGAUUAGGCAAGCUAACAGAUAAUGAUACGGAGUUCAAAGCAAUCACAAGUCCCUUCUCAAGUCAUAAAUUUGUUGGAUGGCGAAGAAAGUUGACAGAAAAACCAUUAAGCACUAACACUCCAUCAACCGAAUCACUUGCAGAUUCAGUCACCUCAAAUUAUAAUACUGCAAUGGAAUCAGAUUUUGUUCGUAUCAUUUUUCGAUUUGAUAUGAUUUAUAACUUCUCUUCAAUAUGGUUGUAUGUUUCCAAUGACUUUUUAGUUGGUGUAACUGUGCCACGAAAUAUCACAGUUGGAUUUAGUUUUCAAGAUCCAUCACUUUAUUAUUAUUCUUAUGGAAAUCAUAAUCAAAAGCGAAGUAGUCAACAAAAGGAACAGUAUCUAAAUCCAUGGUCAUCAUCUAUUGUUUAUCAGAUAACACCGGAUAAACAGAAUACUGACUCACGUUGGAUCACCCUACCAAUACAUGAGAUACUUGAAACAAACUAUGCAGUACAGUCUGUUACAAAACACUUGCCAACUAAUGUACGGCAACUGUCAAAUGAUAAAAAUGAAUCAAAAGAAAUAAAUGUAUUUGGAUUAGGAGAGUUUGUUGAGUUGAGAAUAUUUUUUAAUAGUCAAUGGUUAGCUGUGGGAGAGAUCCUAUUUGAAAAUUCUCAAAUGCCCAAUCUGAAAUUCAAACCUGAAGAAACAAACCCAAAUGAGGUUACUCGUUCAGAACCUGGUGGUACAACAACAGGUCUUCCAUAUUUGUUAAGUGAACAGUCAUCCACUUUGAAUUUUCCCCUAGGACAAACAACAACUUAUGUGCUUGCAAUAAUCUGUAGCCUCCUAGUAAUACUUAUCUGUUGUGGAUUAUUUUGUUUAUUCUGUGUUUGGGGACGGGAGCGCCUACGCGUACCAUUUCGUCAUAAAUUUCACAGAAAAAACAAGAGAUUUAGUGAUUCUACUCAAUUCGAUUCCAAUCCAAGUGUAAAUAAAUCAAGUGCUCAGAAUACUUCUUUGCUUGCAGAUCAGUCCAAAAAUAGCAAUACUUUGAAUAAUAUAGUUGUAACUACAACUACUACUAGUAAUGUAUCUGGCGAUAUGCAAUACCAGUUCCAACAUCCACAAAGAUGUCAAGAUGUGAACAUGGGAUUGCCUAGUACAACAGCAUAUCUAGGUGGAUUUCAACUUCUGACUACUAAUGGAGUAUCUCCGAUAAGUAUUAACUUGACAACAAAUACCAUUCAUCAACCAUUUAAACAACUCGGAGUGGAGAACAAUUAUUCAACUCAUCCAAAUUUACAAAAUGGUAUUUUCAAUCCAUCGCCUAAUGAAGUUAAUGCUAAUUUACUGCCAACAAGUAUUCCCGGUAUGAAUAAUUAUGACCCAAAUAAUUCAAUAUCUUUUGUACCGAUCGUAACACCUAGUUUCAUUCCUGGUGGACCUGUAUCAUCGAAUCUUCAAGGAACCUAUCUUUCAACAGAAGAGAAUAUUUUAAAAAAUAUCAAUUAUGGAAAAACAUGUCAUGAAAAUUCAAUCUAUACUAGUUUACCUGGAUCAGACUGUGAUUCUCAACCGUAUGCAAAAGUUGACACAAUUAAUGGAUCAGUUAUACGACAGUACAAUUCCAACAGUUCAAGUAUUGAUCCAUCCAAAAUGAACAUUUCUUUUAAUCAUUGUAAUGGAUUAAGUCGAUUAUUUAAUCCACUUAAUUUACCUCCACCUCCAAGUCUUCCAUUACCUCCAACUCCUGAACACUUUACUUCAGGCGUUCAAACAAUUAAUUUAAGGCAUAAAAAUGAAUUUAACCAUGAUUUCAACUCUACAAGAAAAAGUGUUAACAGUGCAUUUUAUCAGUACAAUUCAGAACUGAAUAAGUCUAAUCCAAAUGAUGAUAUUCCUGCAUGGUUAGAUUCAAAGAGUCAACUGAUCACAACGGCCAAUCCUUUGUUUGAUACUAGUUUAAUGGUAGAUCAAAUGAAUAUGAAUAAUAUGAACAGUAUUCAAACGUGUUCAGGCAUUCAGAACUCUGAUUAUUCCAAUUCAACAACUAAUGAAUCUAACACUUACAGUGCUUAUUAUGGCACACCCAAUAUGCUUCCCAUUUCAGUCCCUACAGUUCAGAUGAUUUCAGUAAGUUUUCAAUGUAUAUUUUAUAAUAAUUAGGAAGUGUAAAUAAAAGGGGCUUCUACCAAAGUCAAGUUUAGCCCUAACAUUGUCAGCAAGAAGAACUGCUAACUCCACGUAUUCCAGAACUUUUUAGGGCAUCACUCAAAAACUGAAGAUUAAAUUGAUAUUUUAGGUAUCAGAAAUUCUCUGAACACCAUGUUGUAAAUAAACAUGAUAGGAAACACUAAACAAUGUCUUAAUUACACCGACAUUUUAGAAACAUAAUGAAAUUAUACCUAUCCGAUGCACUGAUAAAUUAGUAAAUAGUUCCUUUCAAAGUGAUUUAAUUUUGAGGCGUACUACGAAUUGAGAACUGAAAAACGCCACCAAAAUUUCAAUAUUGAAGAAUGGUGGUACUGUGGCUAGGACUCUCGCUAACCAUGCACAUAGUCCGGGGUUCGAUCCCCUGCCGAUGUACACCUGAUAUCUAUGGUCGGCCUGCAAAAUUUGGGCUAUCGAUAUCAAAUGCUUAAAAUUCCAUUCCUGUACCAAAAAAUACGGUGUGGAAUCAAGCUGUAAUAAAAAAAGAUGACAGAGCAUGAAACUUUUAUCUUAGUAGUGGGAUCGACUGAUAGGUUGCCAGUUUGUCUGCAAAUUUUCACAACGGUGUUCUUUUUAAAUUCCGUACUAGACAACUUUAUCCGAUAUAACUUACAGUGAUACAUUACUGAUAACUAGAUGAUAUUUUGAGUUAAUAAACUUAUGUAAUAUGGAAUUAUAUUCAACUGUUACGUUCUUUUUGUAAGACUUAGAUUGGCAGCAUAGACACUAUUGAGAUUAUCGCAGUACAAGCAAUGAUCACGGCAGUUAUUGUCGAACAUCAGUGGAUAGCAGUUGAUAUUAUGUUUUUAUCAUGUGGUAAUCUGCUUUUGUACAUUCGUCUUCUUAGUCUAAUGGUUGGACAUUGUAAACAAAAACAAUAUGACCACAGAAUUUACUCAUUUUCUACUAAUCUUUCUUUCAGUAGUUUGAAGUAGUAAAUAAGUAAGCUAAAAAGUCAGUUUUUCUGAAAAUUCAUUCAUCCACCUUUAGGAUAUAAUAAAACACGGUGCAUUAGAGGAACUUCCAGGGAGUAAAUAUUUUUCUCCCGAAAACAGUAGCCUCAAGGAAGUGUAAUCUGUUUCUAUUCAUUUCAGAAUUAUAAAAGAUUCCAUUGACAAAGAAAAAAAUAUAGGCAGGUAUUUAGGCUUUUAUAACUCCAAAAGAGAUAAUUCAACUUCCUUUUUGUUUUAUUCACUCUAUCACAUUUAUCAAGAUCUCUAUUUUCUGCUUAUUUUUUCUCUCUGUUUGACUUAGAUCAAACGCUGAAAGGGAAAGUUAAGCACAAAUCAAUUAUUUCAGCAGAAGCAUAAUUUUAUAUCUUAUUUCAAAAGAAACAGAAGAUGCUUUGAUAAACUUAACUGAACCUUUGUGUUCAUUUAAUUAAAGUAGGCCCCAAAUGUAUUCAUAAUUCCAAAUCAGAAAUAAACCUUCACAAUCAUUGUGUAACUACACCACUGUAUUUUUUAUGUGGCAUAUUUAUUUCCUUCUUAAAUUUUUAUCAGUAUCAUAAAAAUCAAUAUUGGCUGUGAACGUUUCCAGUCUGUUUACCCCUAUUGUACUUAUAAACCCUUGAUGACAGGGCACCGAAUUCUUUCCUUCUUUUCGAUGUAAUUAUUUUAAUUUUCAAAAAAAAAAACUUUGGAUAUUAUUGUUAGAUUGUCUUCAUGUCUGUACAAUUGCUUUUUGUCAAAAAUGUAUCAAAAUGUAAUGAGGUAAUCCACACAUUUACUUUAAAUCAGCAACUUUCAUACUUUAUACUUUUAUCUGCGAAUGUAUUCCAUUACACACGAAUACAGAUACCCACACACAAACACACACGUCUUUACAGACACGUACAUUCUGCAAUAAAAAUUAUUACCAAAUGAAGAAGACAAACAUCACCUCAUGUACAGUUACUGUGUAUUAAUGAAAUACAGUUGAAUUAAUUUAUAUGUGUUUCAAAAUAUAAUACUAUUUAUUAUUAUGAAUGUAGGAGAUUUAUGUAAAAACUUAUGUUUUGUUCAUAGAUUUUUGUGGCUGACAAUUUUUUUCUGGUGUUCCCUUGUCCAUGAGUUUUUGUUUGUUUGUUUGUUUGUUUAGAAAUUAUCUUUUCGUUGAGUUUUACAAUUUGUUUUUUUUUCUGGAAUAAACUAUGAUAUUAAAACAUGCUU
Messenger RNA from Trichobilharzia regenti, 5523 nucleotides. The record is from the annotation of a GenBank genome assembly. NCBI's taxonomy places the organism in Eukaryota, Metazoa, Platyhelminthes, Trematoda, Strigeidida, Schistosomatidae.